GGGGGGGGGCGUGAAGAAGCUGAGAUGGGACCUCCCCAUGGUUGUCCUGGAAGAACCUGCGACCUUUCCCAUCAUCAAAAAAAGAGAGAAGCAAACAAACAAAUUUGUAUUUUCCCCCAUCAAUCCCGAAAUACAACGAGAUCUGAAGAACAGUGUGGGAGGGAGGCAGUUUGAAGCCAGGAAGGGGGUCCCUGACCGCAGAGGAGACGGAUGGGACUUGAUUCUCUCAGUCUCCUCCCCACGCCCGGGUUCCUCAGUCCUCGCCGCCCGGAGCCGGAGCCGGGAGCUGGGGACACAAGGCUAGAGGAGACGAUCCUCCCGCCUCUGGAACUGGGGCUGCGGGGGUGGGGGCCGAGCUGAGGGCGGCGCGCGGCCAAGUUGCAAAUUGGAUUAGGGAGCGUGGGGGCACCAUGCUGACCCGCCUGUUCAGCGAGCCUGGUCUCCUCUCGGACGUGCCCAAGUUCGCCAGCUGGGGCGACGGCGACGACGACGAGCCGAGGAGCGACAAGGGCGACGCGCCGCCGCCGCCUCCGCCUCCGCCGGGACCGGGGGCUUCAGGGCCCGCCCGGGCCGCCAAGCCAAUCCCUCUCCGAGCAGACGAGGUGCCGGAGGCCGCGCUGGCUGAGGUCAAGGAGGAAGGCGAGCUGGGGGGCGAGGAGGAAGAGGAAGAGGAGGAGGAGGAAGGGCUGGAUGAGGCAGAGGGUGAGCGGCCCAAGAAGCGCGGGCCUAAGAAGCGCAAGAUGACCAAGGCGCGCCUGGAGCGCUCCAAGCUGCGGCGGCAGAAGGCGAACGCACGGGAGCGUAACCGCAUGCACGACCUGAACGCGGCGCUGGACAAUCUGCGGAAGGUGGUGCCCUGCUACUCCAAGACACAGAAGCUGUCCAAGAUCGAGACGCUGCGCCUAGCCAAGAACUACAUCUGGGCUCUCUCGGAGAUCCUGCGCUCGGGCAAGCGGCCCGACCUGGUGUCCUACGUGCAGACGCUGUGCAAAGGUCUGUCGCAGCCCACCACCAACCUGGUGGCGGGCUGCCUGCAGCUCAACUCGCGCAACUUCCUCACCGAGCAGGGCGCUGACGGCACGGGCCGCUUCCACGGUUCCGGAGGCCCGUUCGCCAUGCACCCCUACCCGUACCCGUGCUCGCGCCUGGCGGGCGCACAGUGCCAGGCGGCGGGCGGCCUGGGCGGAGGCGCGGCGCACGCCCUGCGGACCCACGGCUACUGCGCCGCCUACGAGACGCUGUAUGCGGCGGCAGGCGGCGGCGGCGCGAGCCCGGACUACAACAGCUCCGAGUACGAGGGCCCGCUUAGCCCCCCGCUCUGUCUCAAUGGCAACUUCUCGCUCAAGCAGGACUCGUCGCCCGACCACGAGAAGAGCUACCAUUACUCUAUGCACUACUCAGCGCUGCCCGGCUCACGGCCCACGGGCCACGGGCUGGUCUUCGGCUCGUCCGCGGUGCGCGGGGGCGUCCACUCCGAGAAUCUCUUGUCUUACGAUAUGCACCUUCACCACGACCGGGGCCCCAUGUACGAGGAGCUCAACGCGUUUUUCCAUAAUUGAGACCUCGCGCCCGCCCCUUUCUUUUUCUUUUGCCUUUGCCCGCACCUCUGUCCCCUGCCCUCCGAGCGCAGGGGCACCCCAACCUACCCUGGCGCUGGGCGCGGGGUGCGGGCCGCGGGUUCCGCCGCUCUCCUGGGCAGCGCGGUCCUUUUACCUGUGGGUGGCCCGUCCCAGGGGCCUUUCUUCCCCCAGGAGACUCGCCUUUUCUCUCCCCAAGGGGUUCCCUCCUCCCCUUUCCCAGGGAGUACUUCUCCAGGGACCCUUCUUCCGGCAUUCCCUGGAGACCCCCACCCCAAUUCCCAAUCCCUACACUUAGGUUUCCUUCCCCCCUUCCCCCUGCAGGCCCAGAGGCGUUGGUAAGGGGGCAGCUGAGCUGUGGGAUAGUUUCCCUCAUUAUUAUAUUAUUAUUAUUAUUAUUAAUUUAUUUUAAAUCAGACACCGAGCUGCUGAGGCAGAAAGGAGCCGGGCGUCCCUCUUUCCUGAAGAGGGCAGAAGUCAGGGUGCCCAAGCCUGAACCUUGAACGCCCUCACCCCCAACCCCUAGUCUCAGCGUUUUGUGAUUUUAAUUUUGGCGGGAGGAAAUGUGGAUUGAGAGGAAAGAGAGAAGCCAAGACAAUUUGUAACUAGAAUCCGUUUUUCCCUUUUUUAAACAAACAAACAUACAAAAAAAAAAAAGCAAAUAGGCGACGGAGGCUGAACGCAGAGUCCAGAUCGGAGAGAAAACGCAGUAAGAACUUUUAGAAGCAAUAAAAGGCUAAAAAAAAAAUUACUACUACCAAUAAUAAAAAGACACAAAUAUCUAUGCAAGGAGGUUCUGACUGAGCCUAGCGGCCCGGCCCGGCCCCGGGAUGCCCCUCCUGGCCCGCGGGCCGCGCCGCCCAAGCGCGGAUUUGUGCACUUUGGUGAAGUGGGGGCCGGCGUCGCCCCCUCCUCCUCCCCAGGUUCUUACAAUCAGUGACUCGGAGAUUUGGGGCCCCAGUGCCACUGCCCUCACCCGCCCCAUCCCCGUUGUGCGUCAUGCUGUUUUUUAAAAACCUGUUUCCAAAUUUGUAUGGAAUGGCAAACUGUUGGGGGGGGUCGGUUUGGGGAGGGAGGGUUUGCAUGAGAGACACACACACGCACAGCACACCGCACGCACACGCAGGCCCGGCGCGGGCGGCCAGGGGCAGGAGGAGGAGAGCUCGCCGGACCCCCUCCCCGCAGGCACCUCUAUCCCUUCCCGUGGUGAGGGUGGAGACCGAGAUCUGGGGGCAGCCCCUCCCUUGCCCGGCUGUGCCCCUGCAGGAGUCAGACACCCGGCGAUUUCCGGUGGCUUGGAGAAGGGGUUUUGUCCGAGUUGUCCUCUUGGCUCAGGCUGGCAGGUGGGCAGGGAGAGGGCAAAAGAAGAACCUCUCCCCACCGGAGGCAGGAGAUCAGGCAUCCAAACACACGAUGCAAAAAUGCAAACCCACAGGCGACACACCCACACACUCACCCACACGCUCACACGCAAUUUUACCUUCCUCUUCUAGCGAAGAUGAAACUCCCGUCGGACACCGGAAGUGCAUUGCGUGUUUCUGUUCAGUUUAAUGACGAUUAAUAAAUAUUUAUGUAAAUGAGAUGCAAAGCCGGACCCGA
Hipposideros armiger (great roundleaf bat) is the source of this 3176-nucleotide messenger RNA. It is a transcript of the gene NEUROD2, whose product is annotated as neuronal differentiation 2. The transcript is spliced from 2 exons. Bases 411 to 1559 code for a protein of 382 amino acids. Gene Ontology annotation, cellular component: nucleus. Gene Ontology annotation, molecular function: protein dimerization activity; E-box binding; DNA-binding transcription factor activity, RNA polymerase II-specific. Gene Ontology annotation, biological process: axon development; positive regulation of transcription by RNA polymerase II; nervous system development. Lineage: Eukaryota; Metazoa; Chordata; Mammalia; Chiroptera; Hipposideridae. The record is from RefSeq and is a predicted model, not a curated record.